AUGAGUUCUGUUACCUGGACACGUGGAAGAUACCAACAUCUUGCACCGCCAUCGAAAGCGGCUAAAGUAAAUCGUCUUCGCUUCUUUGGUCAUAUAUUAAGGAGACCUGCAGAUCGCCUUGUCCAACGAGUUCUGAAGAGUUCGUCGGGUUCGAGCUGGAAGAAGCCACCUGGCCGAAAACGGAAGUUCUGGACUGAGGUGGUGAAAGAGGACCUGAGGGCACUCGGCGUGGAUAAGCAGUUCAGGCGAGACGUAAGGUUUCGCAGAAUGUGGAAUAGCGACGAAUGGAUUGAUUCUGUGCAAGCUCUCGCAUAA
Molecule: messenger RNA, 315 nt
Organism: Necator americanus (New World hookworm)
Lineage: Eukaryota; Metazoa; Nematoda; Chromadorea; Rhabditida; Ancylostomatidae
Exons: 1
Coding region: 1-315 (104 amino acids)
Source: RefSeq, a predicted model, not a curated record